Messenger RNA from Aureococcus anophagefferens, 2898 nucleotides. RefSeq lists its product as hypothetical. The transcript has 4 exons. Bases 1 to 2898 code for a protein of 965 amino acids. The record is from RefSeq and is a predicted model, not a curated record. NCBI's taxonomy places the organism in Eukaryota, Pelagophyceae, Pelagomonadales, Pelagomonadaceae.
AUGACGCGCCGCGUCGCGCGCGCUGCGCUGGCCUACGCCGCGGUCGGCGCUCGGGCGCGGGUCUGCGAGGUCACGAUCCAGGUCGACGGCGCGGGCGUAGGCCUCGCCUUCGCGAACGAUGUGGAGCUCGACGCGGCCGUGCGCGGUACAUCCAAGGCGCACGCCCGCCUGAACGCCGCCUGCGACGCCGCGCCCUACGGCGACGCCGCGGCGUCCGACGUGGACGCCGCGUCUCCGGACUACGCUGCGCCUCUGGACGACGAAGACACCGCGCGGUCCGAGCCCGGCGCAUCGCCUCUGGACGACGACGAUGCCGCGCGGUACGAGCUCGACGCCGCGGCGGACGCCGGCGAGCGCGAGGCCGCGGGCGAGGCCGCGCCGGCAGGAUCGGCGGCGCUCCUCCCGUCGACGCUCGAGGACUACGUGACCCUGUGGAUGGUCGCGUGGUCCGCGUGCUUCGCCGUCGCCGCGGUGGUCGCGGCGCUCGAUCGCGCGCUCGACCUCCGCGUCGAAGACCGGUGCCCGCGCUUCCGGCGGGCCUUCUCGCUGCCGCGCGGCGCGCGGCGCUGGCUCCUCGCGACGGGCGGUUUCGCGGCGUUGCUGGACACGCGCGGGAACCUGCUGCCGAACCUGCACGACGCGCUCCAUGGCCCCGGGGGCCUCUGCCGCGUCGGCGCCGUGGGCCACGUGUCGCUCCACGACGUCAAGGUCGAGGGCGCGUCCUACGUCCUCUACGCGCUCCAGGCGGCGCUCGGCGCGGCGCAGCUCGUCUCGGCGUCGAGGGACGCGCCGGCGAGCCCGCUCCGGGAAACCCUGCUCUGGGCAUUGCUGCAUUCGUCGGAGCGCGCGUGCUUCGAGUCGCACGGCCUGGGAAAGCAGUGGGCGUACGCGGCGCUCGUCCAGCUCUGGGUCGCCCUCACGCCCGACGACCCGGGGCCGAGCGCGGGCGCCGUCGGCGUCCUCUUCCAGAUCUGGGCCACGCACGCCUUCGCGGGCGCCGAGAAGGCCGGCCUCGGGCGCGACGCGUGGGUGCGGACGGGCGGCGCGCUGCGCGCGGCGCUAUCGAUGCCCGUCUACGCGGCGCCGCUCGGCGCCCGCGCCGCGCGCGCGAUGCCCCCGAGGCUUGGGGGGGUUUUGACGCGCGGCGCCGUCCUGUUCGAGCUCGGUCUGGGACCGCUGCUCCUGGCGCGGCGCCGCGCGGUCGGGGCGGCGCUGGUUCUCUUCCACGGCGUCAACCUGUGGACACUCGCGAUCUUCGAGUUCCCCCUCGUCGCUCUGGGCGCGAGCGCGCCGCUCCUGCUCGCGCCGCCGCCGCCGCCGCGAGCAGAAAGUGGGCGCCGCGGCGGCCGCGUUCAGGCCUCGCUGGCCGCGCUCCUGGUCUACGCGAACGCGCGCGUCCUCUGCGCGUCGUGCGACGCGACGCUGAAGUCGAGGUACGCGGGCGCCCUGGCGCUCCCGGCGUCCGCGCGGCGCCUCCUCGGGGGGCUGGCCAUCGACCAGAAGUGGCCCCUGCCCCACUCGGUCUGGGGCGGCCUCUGGGGCUGGAGCGCGAUGGGGAGCGCCCAUCUGCACAGCAUGCAAAACCGGCCGCGCGCGGACACGCGCGUCCAGCGCCGAGUCUGCGACUCGCUCCUGGCCGCGCCGCCGCGCGACGCGGCGGUUGCCGCGGCCACCGCCGACGGCUAUGACGCCGAGGUCCGGCCCGACGGCGAGAUCCGCGCGACGUUCCACUUCACAUGGCGCGGGGCCCAGCGGUCGUUCGCCGUCGCCGUGCCCGGCGGGGGCGCGCUCUGGUCCGCGCGCGACGCGUCGCGGGACGUCGGCGCCGCCUGCGACGACGCGGGCGUGCCCGCGGCCGCCUGCGACGCGACGCUCAAGCCCCACCCCCGACCAAGUAAGAUGAAAAGAACUCUGCUCAUCACCACGGCCUUGUGCGCCGCCGCGGAAGAACAACCGGACGUCGCGCUCGUCCUCCGCGGCAUCUCGUCGCCGCGGCGCUACGACAGCAUCGGCGGCAUCUAUUACUCCGGCGGCUGGCGCGCGACGCACUGCGACCUGCGGCGGCGCUAUAUUGAACCAUUCGGCGCCGACGUCUUCCUGCACACGUGGGCCGGCGCCGAGGCCGCGGCCGUCGUGCGCGCCUACGCGCCCGUCGCCGCCGUCGUCGAGCCGCAGCGCAACUUCAGCGGCUAUUACAAAAACCUCGUCGCCGUCGACCCCUGCGACGCGACGCUGGUGUCGUCGGGCCAGCGCUGCCCCGUGACGCUCCAGAACAAGUUCUCCAUGUUCUGGUCCCUCCGCGAGGCCGCCCGCGUCAUGGCGGAGCACGAAGACGCGCGGGGGAAGCGGUACGCGUUCGUGCUGAACACGCGCUUCGACGUCCGCUUCCGCGGCGCGCCGCUCUUUCUCGACCGCGCGGCGCUCGCGCCCGGCGCGUUCUACGGCGUCGUGCACCCGGCGACGCCGGGCGUGCACCCGCGCGAGUUCGUCGACGACAAGCUCUUCGGCGCGGGCUCCGAGGCCGCGCGCGCCGCGGGCGCCGUCUUCGACCUGCUGCCGGACCUCGCCGUUAACACGCCCUACGGCGCCCUCAAAUCCAAGGGCGGCAUCACGAAUCGCGUCGAGGAGAUCGCGAACGUCGCCGGCGCGGCGCCCUUCGAGUUCUCGAACCACGUGAACCUCGAGCGCGGCGUCCUGCGCUUGCUCGGCGACGACGCGUCAGUAUUCCGCCACCUCUGCGACGCGCUGCGCGACGACGGCGGCGGCGCGUGCACCCUCGAGGCCGUCUCCGAGCUCUACCGCGGCGGCGACGGCGACACCGCCUGCGCGGCAGUAGCCUGCGUAGAUGAAGGGUGCCUCGUGCACGUCCGCCGCUGGCACCUGACGCGCCUCCCCUAA